Molecule: messenger RNA, 2690 nt
Organism: Brassica oleracea var. oleracea
Lineage: Eukaryota; Viridiplantae; Streptophyta; Magnoliopsida; Brassicales; Brassicaceae
Product: probable disease resistance protein At1g12290
Exons: 1
Coding region: 48-1376 (442 amino acids)
Molecular function (GO): ADP binding; ATP hydrolysis activity
Source: RefSeq, a predicted model, not a curated record
CUUAGUUUCAUAUUACGAAAUUGCAGAUAAAGCUAGUUGUUUCAACUAUGGCUGGUUUUUUCACGUGUGGCCUUGAUCAAGUGUUUAUCCAUCUCUGUAGCUGCCUUGGCGGUGAAGUCAAUUAUGUUUGGAACCUUGAGAAGAAUCUGGCGGCUCUAGAGGAAACCAUGAAGGAACUCAGAGCAAGGCGAGCUGAUGUGCUAACAAAGGUGCAGAGGCAAGAAAGCGAGGGUCUACAAAGGCUUAACGAAGUUGAGGUAUGGCUUACAAGUGUCGAGAAUAUCCAAAACCAAGUCUAUAAGUUGCUUCUUACUCGUAGUGAUGAACUUGAAAGGUUGUGUCUUUGUGGUCUUUGCGCCAAAAACUUGAGCUUGAGUCAGAGCUACGGGAAAAGGGUUUUCGAGAUGUUGAAAGAAGUUGAAGAUGUCCAAUCGAAAGGAGUGUUUGAAGUGGUGGCUGGGCUACCUACGAUAGCUGUGGCAGUGGAGAGGCCUUUACCAAAGACGAUUGUUGGUCAAGAAAAGAUGCUCGAAAGGGCACUGAUGCACCUCAUGGAUGACAAAACCGAGACUAUGGGUCUAUACGGUAUGGGUGGAGUAGGAAAAACAACUCUUCUCGAACAAAUCAACAAUUAUUUUAUUGAGCACCCAGUUGACGGGGUCGAAAAAGUCAUCUUUGUUGUGGUGUCCAGCGAGCUACGGGUUGAGAUGAUUCAAGAUGAGAUUGCUGAGAAACUAGGAUUUCGUAUGGAGGAGUGGAAACAAAAAGAGAAACACCGUAAGGUCACUGCUUUAUACACUCGUAUGAAGACAAAGAAAUUUAUCUUGUUAUUAGAUGACAUUUGGAAGGAAGUGGAUUUAAAAGAAAUCGGAGUCCCAUUUCCGACAAGGGCAAAUGGAUGCAAAGUGGUGUUCACCACUCGUUUUAGGGAAGUAUGUGGUCAGAUGGGGGUUGAUGAUCCGAUAGAAGUGAAGUGUUUGGAGUCCAACGAAGCUUGGGAUUUGUUCCGUGCUAAAGUUGGGAAAAUCACAUUAGAAAGUCACCCAGAUAUUCUUGAGCUUGCAUGUCAAGUUGCCGGAAAAUGUCAUGGUUUACCGUUAGCGCUGAACAUCAUCGGGAAAAACAUGGCGUCCAAGAGGACGGUGGAAAAAUGGGAGCAAGCAGUCUACACUCUUGCUUCUUCCGCUGCAGAGUUUCCUGGUAUGAAAGACCAUAUUCUUCCAAUCUUGAAGUAUAGCUAUGAUAGCCUCAAGGGUGAGCAUGUCAAGUCUUGUUUUCUAUUUCCAGAAGAUUUUGCAAUAAAAAAAGGAGAAGUUGGUAGAUUACUGGAUAUGCGAAAAAUUCAUAGAUGUAAAGCAAGGAAGAAAGAUGGCUAGAAACGAGGCUUAUGGGAUAAUUGGUACCCUUGUCGAGGCUUGUUUACUGACGGAAGAAGGAAAUUACAAGUAUUGGUUACCUACUGAUAAAAAAGACAAAUCAAGGGUGAAAAUGCAUGAUGUGGUUCGAGAGAUGGCAUUGUGGAUAGCAUCUGAUUUUGGGAAGGAUAAAGAGAGAUGUAUCGUGAAAGCUGGUGUUGGUUUACCUGAAGUACCAACUGUGGAGAACUGGAGAUCUGUGAGAAGAAUGUCUCUGAUGGACAAUGGGAUUGGAAAUAUAUCUGACAGCCCUAAUUGCCCUGAGCUUACAACUCUGCUCUUCCAAAAAAAUGAGAUCGUGAAUAUCUCAGGUGAAUUCUUCAAGUCGAUGCCCAUGUUAGUCGUAUUGAAUCUAUCACAUAAUAGACUUUUCCAUGGAUUUCCAGUGGAAAUAUCAAAUUUGGUCUCCUUGCGAUAUCUCGAAGCUGAUAUAUCUGAAUAUGGAGGGAACGGGACUUGCGAGUGUUUCUGGGAUAUCAAAUUUGUCGAGUUUGAGGACACUCCGACUACGACAUAACAAAAUGUCACGAGAUUCCAAUGUAAUGGAGGAACUGCAGCUCUUAGAACAUUUAGAAGUGUUGACCAUAGAAAUCUGCUCAAUUUUUAUUGCAGAUCAACUGGUAAAUGCUUACAGAGAAGCAAAUGCUAUUCAAGCGAUAUCUAUUCGUUUCAUUGAGGAGGAAUCAAUAUUGAAUCUUCCAGAUAUGGCGGCUCUCAGUAAAUUAGAUAUGUUCCGAAGUGGAAUGGUGGAGGUAAAUGUCAUGAGGAGUACAUCAUCAUGGAACAAAAAUCCAACAACUCCAAGCUUCCCAAACCUCUCUACAGUGACUUUAAGCUAUUGCCAUGGUCUAAAAGACUUGACAUGGCUUUUGUUCGCACCAAACCUUAAGGCUCUUUACGUUGUUAGUUCAGCUCAAGUGGAAGAUAUAAUCAGCAAAGAAAAAGCUGCGAAUAUUCUCACAGAGGAGGUCGGUACCAUCAUUCCUUUUCGGAAAUUAGAGCAUUUCCAAGUGAACAGUUUGCCACAGCUGAAGAGCAUCUACUGGAAUCCUCUCCCUUUCCCACGUUUGAGAAAUUUCAGCAUAGUAAUGUGUCCAAAUCUGAGAAAGCUUCCAUUGAAUUCUAGAAGUGGCAGCAGUUUUGAGGGUGAAGAGCUUGUCAUACAUAAUGGAGAACAAGAGUGGAUAGAUAAGGUUGAAUGGGAAGAUGAAGCGACUAAAGAGCGUUUCCUACUUUCCUUCAAUCCUGCCCUCUAUUGAGCCACAACAGGUUUCC